Messenger RNA from Hydra vulgaris (swiftwater hydra), 2020 nucleotides. Its product is annotated as N-acyl-phosphatidylethanolamine-hydrolyzing phospholipase D. Lineage: Eukaryota; Metazoa; Cnidaria; Hydrozoa; Anthoathecata; Hydridae. The record is from RefSeq and is a predicted model, not a curated record. Gene Ontology annotation, biological process: N-acylethanolamine metabolic process; N-acylphosphatidylethanolamine metabolic process. Gene Ontology annotation, cellular component: cytoplasm; membrane-bounded organelle. Gene Ontology annotation, molecular function: N-acylphosphatidylethanolamine-specific phospholipase D activity.
GCCAAUAAAGAGAAGUUUUAAAUUGUUUUUUAAAAUAAUGACGUAUGUCUAACCACAGUUCAAAAGAAUUAUCGAUAAUCCUCUGUUGGCGCUAAAGGAGACCUUUGUAUUAGGGAUUUAAUUUGUUUACGCCUGGAUAAAACAGCAUAUUGCAGAACGGGAGUGGCUGUUCUUGACUUCUGGCUUUCGGUGCGAAGUAGAGUAAACGGUUGAGCUUACGGUAUUUCUUUAUUAAAUAUGGCUACCAAUGCAGAACAUAAAACCAAAUCUAUAACUGUCACUAAAAAGACUGUCAAAGUUGUAAGUAAACGAGAUAAGGAUGAGUAUCCACGUGCUGAAAUGAAAGAUGGAAAAUACUUACUGCCUUGGCAAACAGAAGAAGUACCACCUGAUGGCUGGACCAACUUCAAAUCAUUUUUUUCACCUGAUAGCAGUGGAGUACCAGGAGAAGAAAAAUUGAAUGAAGAGCCCUUAAUGCAGCUAAUGAAGGCUGACCCACAGCGUAUUGAAAAUCCACCAGAAAAUGGUAUUCGAGUUACAUGGUUAGGUCAUGCUAGUGUUCUGUUUCAAUUAGAUAGUGCAAAUCUUUUAGUUAAUCCAAAUUUUAAUGCAAGGGGAAUCAAGUAUUAUCACCCUGGAGAUAAUAAAAGAUACCGACAACCUGUUUAUACUGUGGAACAACUGCCACGCAUCGACUGUGUAUUUAUUACGAACACCCAUUUUGAUUACUUGGACUUAUCAUCAGUUAGACAACUCAAUGAUCGCUUUGGUGAGAUGCUUUUAUGGUAUGUGCCUAUGGGUGUGUGUGAUUGGAUGACAAAGGCUGGUUGUGUCAAUGUUGUAGAAAUGGAUUGGUGGAAAGAAGAUGAGAUUGAAUUUAUUGACCAUACUAAUAUUAAUAAUGAAGAAGAAACAAAAACUACUGUAUUUAACAUUGCAUGUACGCCAUCACAAAGUUAUCACAAUCGCGCUUUUGAUGAUGACAAUGCAGUGUUGUGGUGCAGUUGGGUUAUUCGCAGUCCUCGCUAUAAGAUCUUUAUCUCUGGGUCAACUGGGUAUGCUAAAGUUUUUCAAUCUAUUGGAAGAAAAUAUGGACCAUUCCACAUGGCUGCACUACCUAUUGGUGGUUAUGAUCCAAAAUCAAGAAACGGUUACGGUAAUGUUACUCCUGAACAGGCUGUACAAAUUCAUAAAGAUAUCUUAGCCAUGUGUUCUUUAGCAUUAUCUUGGGGCACCUUUGCUCUUAGUAAUGAGCAUUACUUAGAACCCCCACAGCGACUAAAUGAAGAAUUAAAAAAAUCUGGCUUGUCAGAAAUGCAGUUUUUCCUUCUUAAACAUGGUGAAUCCAGACUCAUUGAAAUAAAAGAAGCAGAAAAAGAAAGUGAUUUUGUACCUCCUGUAGCAAUUGCAUGCUCAAGUGAUAUGUUUGCAAAAAGUCAUGUUACUGAAGAUAAAAAGGAUGAGAAAAGUGAAUCAGAAUUACUUCAGGAGUUAGUUGAUAACUUCAUUGAGGAAACUCAAAGUGAGCAUCAAAAAGAACACAAAGAACAUGAAGAUCAUCAUGACCAUUAAUUUUCUUACCUGACGAUAAAUAUUAUUGAAUACGAUGAUCGGAAAUGAUAGCAGCACAAGUUAUUAGGAGUUUAUCAUUUUUGUAUAUUAGAAAGAUAAUCAAAUAGAGAAACCUGCAUUUAAUUAAUAAUUUUUUGUUACAAAAAUUUUUUAUCGUUUAAGUUUAUUUAAAUUUCUUGGUAUUUUCUUGUUUUAUCAAUAAUUUAUUCGGCAGUUAUUUGCGUUUUAUAUUGUACAUUUAGUAUGACGUUUUUGCUUUUAUAUUAGUCAUUUAUAAAUUAUUUUUGUACGAAUUUCCAUUUAGUUUAUUUUCAUUAAACUCUCCUAUUUGUAAAUUUUAGAACCACUAACGCUUCACUUAGGCGGUUAAAAUUUUUAGUUAUUUUGUUUUGUUUAUUUUAGCAAUACAUUUGUAAAGUAGUCUUCAAAGAAUAUAUAUGUUCUUUGU